This is a messenger RNA of Laetiporus sulphureus 93-53, 1966 nucleotides long. RefSeq names its product Protoporphyrinogen oxidase. The record is from RefSeq and is a predicted model, not a curated record. Gene Ontology annotation, molecular function: protoporphyrinogen oxidase activity, oxygen as acceptor. Gene Ontology annotation, biological process: heme biosynthetic process. Bases 239 to 1864 code for a protein of 541 amino acids. Gene Ontology annotation, cellular component: mitochondrial inner membrane. The transcript has 4 exons. Lineage: Eukaryota; Fungi; Basidiomycota; Agaricomycetes; Polyporales; Laetiporaceae.
AGUUUUCGGCGGCUGCACAGCACGCAUGUCGGCCCACAUUUCGGAGCCAUCGAACGACCCGAAGCUCUCCGUCUUUGCGUCAAUCGCGUGAGCUGAAGGACCAAUCGUCUCUGUCCUAUUCCGCUCACUCUCCUAGCCCUCAAAGCAGCUUCAUCUCAACAGGCACUAGUACAAUAUUUAUAUAGGAGUGCCACAGACGAGACAGCCUGAAAGCAACAUCAAAAGAGACUGACCCUCGAUGCCCCCGACGCACGUCGCCAUCCUCGGCGGCGGCCUCACGGGCCUCUCUUCCGCGUUCCACCUCUCGAGAAGGUUCCCCAAGGCACGCAUCACGCUCCUUGAGAGGCAGCCUCGGCUGGGCGGAUGGGUGCGCAGCGAGCGCGUGCCGGUGCGCGUACCGAUCGCAGCGGUCGAAGGAGGAGCAGGGCGGACGGAGGAGGCAAGUGUGCUGCUGGAGGCGGGUCCGAGGACGUUGAGGCCGAAUGCGUUGGCUGUGCUUGAGCUGGUCAAUCUCCUCAACCUGACCCCUUCCCUCAUCACCGUCCCUCGUACCGCACCCGCCGCCCGGAACCGUUUCCUGCACAUUCCAGGCACUCGAGGACUGGAGCUCAUUCCGGCCUCCCUCCCCGCCCUCCUCGCUUCUCCCCUCGGACGGCUUCUCAUACGUGCAAUCGUGAAGGACGCAGUGGGCAGCACAUACAAGGCUGUCGGUACCCACAGCACAGAAUCGACGGACGAUGACGAGUCUCUGGAGAGUUUUCUCAUGCGCCACUUUGGCGGGGAGUUUGCGCGGACGUUGGGCAGCGCGCUCGUGCAUGGGGUGUAUGCGGCGGAUGCGCGGGAGCUGAGUGUAAAGGCUGCAUUUCCUUCGCUGCUCGAGAUGGAACGGCAAGGAAGAGGGAGCGUCGUUCGAGGAGCGAUCAGGAGCGCGUUUGGCUCGACUGACUCGGGGAAGAAGGUGAGAUCGAGGGAGGAAGACCCUACACUGAAGGAAUACUACGAUGUGGGCGCGGUGCCAUAUCUCAUGAACGGCGUGAGCGUGUUCUCGUUCAGAAACGGGAUGGAGACGAUGGUGCGGGCGCUGGAGAACUCGUUCUGGAAUAAAGGCAACGUGAAAAUCGUGAAAGGCGACGGUGCGGCUCGCUUAAGUAAGAUAGGCGAUAAUUUCGAGAUCACAACAGCCUCCGGGCGUGUACAUUCAGUUUCCCAUCUGGUAUCUUCCAUUCCUCUGCCCUCUCUAUAUUCUUUGCUCGAGACAUCGGCGUCAUCAUUACCGUCUACGUCAGCCCUAUCCAUACCCCCGCAUCUCACAGCCUCUCCCUCGUCCUCUGUCACUGUCGUCAACCUCAUCUUUCCCGUUGUCUUUUCGCGACCGCUGUAUCCACCAGGGUUCGGCUACCUCAUCCCGCGACCUCCACCUCCAUACGACUACUCACGAGGUAACGAACUAGGCAUCCUCGGAACAGUCUUCGACUCCUCCUCGCUUGCAGAGCAGGAUCGCGGCCCCGCAGCAGACAAGGUGAAGAAAGUGACCGUCAUACUCGGCAGGCCGUACUCAGCGUCCGCAGCGAACCUCCAAUCACCCACGUUCAUCGACCGACUGCUGCACCAACUCGCGGUGCACUUGGCUCCGAACCAGGAUGGUGAGAUCAGGCCGCUGCCGAAACCGCUUUUCGUAAGGAUACACCAGCAUGCGGGAUGCAUACCGGCGCCGACGGUGGGGCAUGAGCGAAGAAUGGAGGAGAUGCGUGCGGCGGUAAGGGAGCACUGGGGAGAGAGGGCGGAGAUUGUGGGUGCAGGUGUGGGCGGCGUGAGUGUGGGGGCUUGUGUGGAGAUGGGAAGGAAUGUAGGAAAAGAGUGGUAGUACCUGUUCAUCACGAAUGGCGACCUGUUGUGCGUCGAGACUUGUGUUGGGGAAUAUUGAUCCUGAACGCUGCCACACAUACCUGUAGCUCAUAGAUGACAC